AGUUGGGACAGAAAACGAGUGUUUGCUUCAUUCAAACAGCUUGUUGCAGUGUGGUAGACAGGGCGACCCGAUCACACCCGCGCAUUGCAUAAUUCAGAAUCACCGAGAACGCCAUGACAUCAUUCUACACAUUUGUAUGGAUAAUUGGAACGUUGCAGACAGCGACUACAGCAACACGCCAUGGUACACGCUUUACUGUAUACACACUGGACAAGACGCAAACGGAUGCUCUUCUCUCUUCUGUGAAGAAAGGGGAGACCAUCUAGUCAGCUUCCAGACUGAAGAAAAAUUCAACCGAUUCCUGGAAAUCAUUAAACCUUGGAUCUCUAAGAACCUAUUAACUAACAGCUUCUGGGUUAGUUUAAGGAAGAACUCUUCGUCGUUUGUUUGGCAUGACCGUACGGAAUAUGAAGACGACUAUUCUAAUUUCACCAUGACAGUUAAUCAGUCGGAAAAACAAUGUUUUAUUGUCUCGAAAGGCGUGAACAGAUAUGACCUGAUAGAGGAACAUUGUUUUAAUGAAACGUAUCAAGUUAUCUGUGAAAAGGACCUGGGUUUGUGUCCUUUUGAAGUCUUCCCAGACACCAAAUACAUGCCGAAUGCCCAAAUCGUGAAAACUGGUGCUGGCAAACUUGACAUGGAGACAUGUCAACGUGGUUGUCUGGAUCACACCGCCAUCAACGAUGAGUGCAUUGGCGUGGAGCGGGAUAGAGACGACACGUGCCAUAUAUUGACAGGAAUGAUGGCUGUCUAUGAGACUGUUCCAACAUCCCCAGAGUCUGGCUCAACUCUCUCACUUAAGAAGUGCUAUGAAGAACAUGUCGGAGGCAACCCAAGUCAAGCGACCAUAUUCACCUUGUACAAUUUUAAACUGACGUGGGACCAGACACGUGCUUUCUGCGAAUACACAAACCAGAGCAUGCUCAAACUGGACAGUCCAACGAAGAUUGCUGCAUUUAACGAUAUGCACAAAGAAUGGCUUGACCACGAACUAGUGUUCACACACAUCUGGAUAGGCCUCCGUUACACAAACGCAAGUGGGCCGGAAUCGUACAAGUGGACCAACGAACAACCGCUUUCUUCUGUUAACCGAUGGACAAUAGGAGAACCUCAGGAAUCCGUCACUAAACAAUGUAUUUUCUUUCGGAAAGGAAACCGUAAAUGGAAAUCAAACGACUGUACGAUAAGGUACCAAGUUGCAUGUGAACAGCCAACAGCGGCAUGCAGUUUCAAGGAGACGAUGAUGGUACCAGUGGAAGCUCCAUCGAACACAACGGCAGGUGGCACCGAGAUGGAUUGUCAGCGGAGGUGUCGAACCCAAGCCUGGGACGGCUUCGAGUGCUCGCUGUACAUUUAUGAUAACGUCACCAGUAUAUGUAUUCUAUACUCUGGUACACUCACCUUAGAAGCUUCUGCGAGACCAGCAAUGAAGAAAGAGUGCUUCUUUGAACAUGUCUCUUCACAUGUAAACGUUGCUAACCGUUAUUCUUUCUACGACUUGGAGUUCACUAAACUCGACUCUGAUACAUUCUGCGACCUAGUUGGAGAGGAACCACUCAACCUAACUGACAGUUCCCGAUACAACUCUUUUGUGCAGGUUCUUCAGCAACAAAAUAAUAUACCAAUCUAUGGUGAAAUCUGGGCGGAACUGGGAACGUCAGAGACGACAAGCUGCAGCGUUAUCACAACAGCUGCAACGAUUAACUCCACAGCGAAGGACUGUAAUGGACAGGCACAGACAGUAUGUUUCACUGACAAAUUUGACUGUGUGUUUCGGAUUAACAAAGACGUAACCAUAUCCGGAGAGGAUUUUCUGCACCUGCCCGGCUUGAGUCGUUUCGUCUGUAGAGACGUUUGUUCACGGGUGGAAGCUGGUGACAAGAUAUGUGUGGGGUUCGAACACGACCUGGACACCGAUUGCAGGCUGGUGAUGAGACAGGUGCUCAUGAAUGGUUCUUUAACUGGUGUCGUUCACCGUGCUGGUAACCAGUUGAAUGUGGUAAAGUGCAACUUUGGUUCAUUUGGGAAGCAAGAAACUACAGCAAAGACAUUCAGUGUCCACGGCCUAAGCCUGACCAGGGACGCUGGGAAUGAUUUCUGCACACAGAUAGGAAGACAGCCUCUUCUGCCAUAUUCCAUUACUGAAUUACAUUCCAUCUUUGACGUUUUGGAUUAUUGGCAGGAUUUAAAUUUCUUCUCGGAUGUGGAUCAUGUUUGGACCAACGUGGAUCUUUCCCAGUUUGGGCACACGGUUUCUGACCUCAAGUCAUCUGACGACACAAAUGGCGAUUCCUGUAUCGCUUUGAACCACAUCAAAGCGACAUGGACCUCGUUUAGUUGUGAUAGAGAGUGUUAUGUUGUGUGUCAAAGUAUCGAUGGUAACUGCACCAUGGACGAAUAUCCGCUGAAGUCUCUUGUCGAUAGAAACAAUUCACUGGUGGUGACGGCGGCAAAUGCUACUACAUGUCAAGCAUGGUGCAUGGCCCUCGUAGCAUCGUUUAAGGAGUGCGUAGCGGCUGAGUUUGAUGCACCAUCCUGCACGGUAUUCUUCAGCGACAGCGUGUACGUUACAGACCUACCUCAGAUGACAGCAUCUAGCACAGCCACUGUGUUCAUUCGACGAUGUUUUACGGUCAUAACUCCAAACAACGUUGAACUGACGGGUUACAAGUUUACCAUGUUUGACACGCCAAUGACACACGCCCAAGCCAUUGACGCAUGUAGGAGCGAAGGCCUGGAAUUGAUAAAGCUUGAUAACGAAUCGUCCUCUGCCUUAUCAGAUGUAUAUGACAGGUCGAAGACUUCAUGGCUUGGUCUGAGGCAACUGACCCGUCCACUGCGAGGGACCACCUGGACAGAUGGAAGCCAGGUCUCUUGGACAAACUGGGGAGAACAGGUAGUUCCUGUACCUGGUCAUUGUGUCGUUCUCAACAGCAGUGACCUGAGGUGGACAAUGGACAACUGCGGCAGUAACAAUUUUGCCUUGUGUGGAAAUGGCAAAGGGGCAUGUAGGUACGACUUCUAUCCUGGUCAAAGGUUACCCAACACAGUGGUACAAUUAUCAAAUAUGCCAGAAAGCAAGUGUAAAUCCAGCUGCAAUGUCGUUCUCUUCAACAACACUGUCUGUCGAGGUGUUAGCACCGACGGUGAUUUAUGUCUACUAGACAUGGGCGUGGAAAUAUAUUCCUCUGAUCCAGUUCUUGUGAACGCCGGAUCAUAUAAGACAUAUCUUCGGUUCUGCCACGAAGUGGAAGAACUCUCCUACACCUCCCAAGGGACGCCGAUGCCAUCAUCCUCACUGAUAGAAGAAAACUCCUUGAAUCUGGAACCUUCUUUAAGUUCAGAACAACUUGCCUACUCAGUGGAACCAAGUACCUCAUUUGACCAAACAACCUUGUUAGAAGACAUAUUUUCAACCAUCGUUGAAACUGAUGGAUUGGCAUUGUCCACAGGAACAUUCACAGAAACAUUCACAGAAAUAUAUUUAGACAUUGCAUCGAGUCACACGGAGGCAGACUCUGCUCAGGCCACCACCAUAGUUGCUUCUGAUACCGUGACGGUCCAAAAUGGUUUAGAGUUUCAAUCCAGUCAAAGUAUGCUUUCAACACGUGAAGAGUUGUCUGGGGCUACAACUCUAAUACAGAUCACACCAACCCGCAACUGCUUUCAAGUGAUGGAGUUGUCACAUUUAUGUCGACGGGAACUUACUUGGGGUAUUUGAGUACUGUUGAUCUUGGUAGUCCGGGAACGUCUUCUGUUAUUGAUGUGUCAUCUGUAUCUGCCAGUUCUACAACUAAUUCUCUGGGAUGGGGAAACAGUUCAGACAACUUUUGGAUCAACGAGAAUGGAAGAGUUGUUCGCCAAGUGUGUGUGUGCCGAUGCAGGGUGUCGUUACCAGAGACACCGUCAUUGAUGUCCGAAAAGGUGAAGGACCUUCGGAAGGAUCUGAUUGUGAUGAAGAAUAAUGUGUCGUCCUACCGCCGUGCAAAGACCUCCGCCCAAAAUAAGAAGGCAGCGGUAGUUGCAAUGGGAAGCGUGUUAGGGAUCAGCAUUUUAUCCAUGACGUUUGUUACACUGCUCAUCCUGGACUUAACUAACAUCUGUAGAAUGAUUUCCAGGAAAAUUCAUACACAAUCACGUGUUUCUCAGCGUUAACAUAAUUAUAUUUGUUUAUAACAACAGUUCAGUUCCCUAUGAUUCUUAGCGUGGUAUAAAUAAUGCGUACCAUUUAAAUAAAUGGCGUGACCUUGACAGAAUGAUGUUUGACAAACGCAAAAAUACCCAUGUACACGAGAGGCACGACAACAUGGCGUAACAGCUAUGGAUUCUUAUAUUUAUGCCUGCAGUCGUCUAAACUUCUUAUCGGCACAGAAUUUCCCGUGCAGAUCCGGGUUAAAAAUCGAUCUUCAGCAACCCAUGCUGAUUGUCAGAGGCGACUCACGGGACCGG
This is a messenger RNA of Haliotis rubra (blacklip abalone), 4449 nucleotides long. RefSeq lists its product as uncharacterized. Gene Ontology annotation, cellular component: external side of plasma membrane. Bases 137 to 3721 code for a protein of 1194 amino acids. The record is from RefSeq and is a predicted model, not a curated record. Gene Ontology annotation, biological process: biological process involved in interspecies interaction between organisms. The transcript is spliced from 19 exons. NCBI's taxonomy places the organism in Eukaryota, Metazoa, Mollusca, Gastropoda, Lepetellida, Haliotidae. Gene Ontology annotation, molecular function: carbohydrate binding.